AAGUCGUUUCUUUAUUUGAGCAACAAUAUUAUUCCUUCCCUUUUUCUAGCUAAAGCCCACAGAGACAGACCCCCGCACACUAUCAAAUAUCGACAAAUCACUGGCAGUGACGUACGUAAAGCAUUCAUUUUAUCUACAUCAUAUCUUAUUCUUCUUCUUCUUCCUCUUUCCUCUUCUUUACCCUCAAGACCAGGUCUACAGUGAUCAGUACACAGUACUAAGUACGUAUAGCAUUCAUUUCUCUAUAUUUCUUUCACAACAAUCUCGUCAUGUUUUCCGUUGCCCACAACCCAUGUCUGAUUCUCCUCAAGCUAUGGAGUGCAAGAAAAUCCGUUGAAAUUAUUUGAACAACGCUAAUUUCAUACAAACCCUUUACAUUUUGAAGAGAGAUGAGAACUGUCAAGCAGAGGUGGAAGAUCUCCUUUCACCGCUCUCCGUCGUCCAUCAAAAAACAGCCUCCCAACGAGUUUAUCUGCCCAAUUUCUGGGUCUUUAAUGGCCGACCCUGUCAUCAUCUCCUCUGGCCAAACCUUCGAGCUUAAUUGCGUUCAAGCCUGCAAGGCUUUAGGGUUCAAACCCAUUCUCUCUGACGGCUCUACCCCUGAUUUCUCCAAUCUCAUUCCCAAUCUCGCCCUCAAAUCCAUCAUCCUCAACUGGUGUGACACUUUUCUCUUAAACCCUCCCAAACCCAUCGAUCUUCAAUCCGCAGAGAAGCUCGCUCGCAAAUUAAUGGCCUCACAGCAAACCACCCAUAACGAAGAGAACGACCAGUCGAUUAAAGGGGUUGCAGAGAAUGGCAACGAUGGUGUCAAGAAGUUCACUCACGCCGAGUCCGAGUUGACUCAGCGACGGACUCACUUCACUUCCAGUUCCAGCUCGGACGAAUCUGUGGCCACUACUACUCCUCUGCCGCUAUCCACUCGACCCUCUUGCUAUUCUGCUUCUUCUUCUUCCUCCGAUAUCGAAAUCCUAAGCCCUAAUUGCUCUGAAGAGGAAACAAUCAUUGUUCUACUCAAGAGUUCUCAAGUAUUCGAACAAGAAGAGGCUGUGAUGUCACUGAGAAAGAUCACGAGAACCAGAGAGGACACUAGGUUCGAUCUCUGUACUUCCAGAAUGCUCUCAGCCCUCCGAUCCUUGAUCGUCUCGAGAUACGCGACGAUUCAGGUGAACGCGGUUGCUGCUCUGGUGAACCUCUCCUUAGAGAAUAGAAACAAGGUGAAGAUCGUGCGGUCUGGGAUUGUCCCACCGUUGAUCGACGUGUUGAGAGGAGGAUUCCCUGAGGCGCAGGAACACGCUGCUGGUGCACUCUUCAGCCUAGCCCUUGAUGAUCAGAACAAAACCGCGAUUGGAGUGUUGGGCGCGUUGCCACCACUUCUCCACGCGCUACGAUCCUACUCUGAGCGGGCUCGGAACGACUCGGCAUUGGCUCUGUAUCAUCUCUCACUCGUUCAGAGCAACCGGUCCAAGAUGCUCAAACUCGGAUCGGUUCAGACGCUUUUGGGUAUGGUGAGUUCGGGUCAUUUGACGGGUCGGGUUCUCUUGGUGCUGUGUAACUUUGCUGCGUGUGCGGAGGGGCGUGCGGUUAUGCUUGAUUCGGGUGCGGUGAAGUGUUUUUGUAAGAUGUUGAAGGGGGACGAGUUGGACACCGAGUCAACUCGGGAGAGUUGCGUGGCGGCAUUGUAUGGGCUUAGUCAUGGUGGGUUGAGGUUCAAGGGGCUGGCGAAGGAGGCUGAGGCGGAGGAAGUUUUGAGGAAGGUGGAGAAAGCAGGGAGCGAGCGGGCAAGGAAUAAGGCGAGGAAAAUGCUGGAGAUGAUGAAGGGGAGAGAUGAGGAGGAGGAGGAGGAGGAGGUGGUGGAUUGGGUGGCAUUUCUCAACUCAGGGGAGGUGACUCGGACAAAAUUUGAACUCGGUCAUGGGAUGAUGAACGGGUCAGGGGCGAAUUCCACCGAGUUUUGAGUUUGUGGAGCUCUUUGAAAAAAAUUUAUGGGUUUGUUGUUGGUAAAGGUUUGUAUAAUUUGUGGUGUAUUUUUGUUUAAUGGGGUUUUUGUGUUAGUUGUGUACGUUUGCUCUGUUUAACCCUUUUGGGUUGGCAAUUGACUAGUGGUGGAUGAAAAAGAUGUAAAUACUGUAAUCAUUUUUGGAGAAGAAGCUUAAUGAGCUGGGCCUAA
Messenger RNA from Cornus florida, 2167 nucleotides. RefSeq names its product U-box domain-containing protein 40-like. Gene Ontology annotation, cellular component: nucleus; cytoplasm. Lineage: Eukaryota; Viridiplantae; Streptophyta; Magnoliopsida; Cornales; Cornaceae. Gene Ontology annotation, biological process: protein ubiquitination. The transcript has a single exon. The record is from RefSeq and is a predicted model, not a curated record. Gene Ontology annotation, molecular function: protein binding; ubiquitin-protein transferase activity. Bases 390 to 1955 code for a protein of 521 amino acids.